Molecule: messenger RNA, 1050 nt
Organism: Malassezia japonica
Lineage: Eukaryota; Fungi; Basidiomycota; Malasseziomycetes; Malasseziales; Malasseziaceae
Exons: 1
Coding region: 1-1050 (349 amino acids)
Cellular component (GO): cytoplasm
Molecular function (GO): 2-oxoglutarate-dependent dioxygenase activity
Source: RefSeq, a predicted model, not a curated record
AUGACCAAGGUUAACCUCACGUCGGAGCCCGAAGCACCUCGACAGUACAAUGGUGAGCGUCCGUACCUUACCGAGGGUAAUACGCUCUCGGACCUGAAGCCGAUCAAGGUUACCACUGAACUCGGUGACGACUUUGGUGAGCAGCUGGACCUUGGCUCGUUGCUGGACGGUACGCCUGAGGCAGACGCAAAGUUGCGCGAUCUGGCUAUCCGCAUCUCAGUGCGCGGCGUUGCCUUUUUCCGUAACCAGCAGAACCUGACCUAUGACCAACAGAAAGACCUGGUUGUGAAGAUGGCACAUUUGACUGGUUCGCCGAAGGAGUCUGGCCUGCAUGUCCAUCCCGGCUCAAAGGCCGAUGGCGGCAAGAAGAUCGAAUUUAAGGCCAAGGAGGUUGAGGCUGCGGGUAAGUAUAUCUUCCCCAACCUUUUUGCCAACCAAUACUGGCAUGUAGAUUCCACCUUUGAGGUGGUGGGCCCGGCCUACUCAUGUCUGAAGCUCGAGCGCGUGCCUGAAAAUGGUGGAGGUGACACGCUGUGGUGCAGCCUCUUUGACUGCUGCGACAAGCUGUCGCCUUCGUUCCUGAGGUAUCUCGAAACGCUAACAGCUACCCACGACUCUGGCUGGCUGAAGGCCUUUGGUACGCUCAGCAACAUGGUGGAGAACCGCGGCCACCCCGACAACUCGACCCAGGAUCUGGUCGCGGUCCACCCCGUCAUUGCCACUCAUCCGGUUACUGGGUGGAAGGUGCUCUACGUGAACCGCUCCUAUACCAAGCACAUCAAUGGCGUGACCCAGGAAGAAUCGGCGCACCUGCUCGAAUACCUCUAUCGCAUUAUCAGCGACAACCAUGACGUCCAGGCGCGUUACCGCUGGGAUCCUAAUGGAGUUGCGAUUUGGGACAACCGCAGCACGGCUCAUUGUGCCACGAACGACUACAGUGGUAAGGACCGGUACGGAGUGCGCACGAUGAGCAUUGGUGAGAGGCUAGAGACGAACCCGAAGGGUCAGACUAAAGGCGAGGCGUUGCGCGCUCAGCAGAGCGUGGCGUAG